Messenger RNA from Psilocybe cubensis, 1089 nucleotides. RefSeq lists its product as uncharacterized. Lineage: Eukaryota; Fungi; Basidiomycota; Agaricomycetes; Agaricales; Agrocybaceae. The record is from RefSeq and is a predicted model, not a curated record. Bases 1 to 1089 code for a protein of 362 amino acids. The transcript is spliced from 5 exons.
AUGGAGCCUGUGAGAUUCAUCGAUAAGAGUCCCAUUGUUCUCUGUGCGCAGGAAUUACUGCUACCCAAAAUCCUCGUAUAUCGCGCAGCCUUACAAAACACGAUGAUCGACGCUCUUCGAGAGAUUGCCAGCCUUUCAACCCUGACCGCAACUGCAUUGUCAAACAGUUUGAUCAGUUCAUUGCCGUCACAAUCAUUCCCAUCGCCCGUUCGUAUUGGCUAUAGUGCCAUUGAGUACACCAACGAGCAUUUCAAUCCAACAUCAAACAUCAAUGCACGCCUUUGUCACAACGAGCAAGAGAGGGGAAAUGCCAAUGCCUCAAUAUACCCAAACAAGGAUCAAAGGUAUACAGUCCCUUUCCCCUCUUUGUCGUUCCAGCGCGCUGAUGUUAACUGUACAGCUAAGGACGAGGUUAAGGACACUGUAUCUGCACAAGACUCUCCAAUCUUGUCAGAUGAACAGUCAGAGGAAUUGUUCAGCUUCAGGGAAAUGGAGCGCUACGUCAAUUACAACGAGCCCGAGACGGAGUCAGAGGAAGAUAUGUGGUACCCGGACAUGGAGGAGCUCACCAACCAUAGCAUGGACCCCAGCUACGAAAAUAAUGAAAAAAGGACAAGGUUAAGGAGACCGUAUCUGUGCACGACUUUCCAGUCUUGUCGGAUGAGCAGUCGGAGGAAGGGUUCAAUGAAAUGGGGCCCUACGUCAAUUAUAACGAUGACUCCGAUUACCUCAACAUUGGUAACACCACCAGCCAUGCACCAUCUAGCUGGAGGAUUCCGUCAACUUCUGCAGGCUCCAUCGCCACAUUGCCGAUCCCUCAGCCUGUAUCAUCUAGUCGAUAUACGCUACAGCAAACGCUCACUUCUUCUCAUCUACGUCACAUGCUCUAACCACCUCUUCAACGCCAACUUCCUCAUCGUCAUCCACGUCGGAUCCCUAUCAUCUCAAAGGCAAGGCCAGGUCGUCGAAGGCCCCCGCACGCAAGCGAGGCGCCUCCGCGCACCCACACAAGGCGCCGAAGUCACGUCCGACUCAGAGUCGCGUUGGAGAAACCCCUCCGCGAAGGAGUGCGCGGCGCAAUCGUACUAG